Messenger RNA from Haliotis rufescens (red abalone), 2383 nucleotides. RefSeq names its product phospholipase A and acyltransferase 3-like. NCBI's taxonomy places the organism in Eukaryota, Metazoa, Mollusca, Gastropoda, Lepetellida, Haliotidae. Gene Ontology annotation, molecular function: glycerophospholipid phospholipase A1 activity; A2-type glycerophospholipase activity. Gene Ontology annotation, cellular component: cytoplasm. The record is from RefSeq and is a predicted model, not a curated record. Gene Ontology annotation, biological process: N-acylphosphatidylethanolamine metabolic process. The transcript has 4 exons. The coding region runs from base 224 to 670 and encodes 148 amino acids.
ACAACGUUGUCAAGCCGAAGUGACAAAGGUGUACGAUUCGACACGAUUCCAGUUUCUAGAGGUGGAUGGUGGGGCGCUUCAAUUAAUUAUUUUGGUUGUUUUGGCAUAUAAGUCGCUAGGGGGAUAAAAAAAGAAAAAUCAUACCCUUUAAUUUCUUUUUCGCUUUAGAAAAAAACUAAUUGCUAGAGACUUCACCAGCUACAUAGUUAAAGAGUAAAGAGAAAUGUCGUCCCGUGAAGUCCGGCGCCACAACCAGACAGUACUUGAGAGUUUGGAACCAGGCGAUCUGGUGCAAAUCCGUUGCAGAUGUUACUGGCACUGGGCAGUAUACGUUGGUGACAAUCAAGUCGUGCACUUGUCUGUAGUCGACGGCCCAAUGGGAAGUAACAUUGAACUCUCAUGCAGUAUAUGUGGACAGGAGUUUAACAAAGGGAUUGUUCGCAAAGAUGGAUUUUGGGAAGUGGUUGGGGACGGCAAAGCGUAUAAGAACAACUCAAAAGACAAAACAAUGAGACCCUUGGAACCAUCUGAGAUAGUAGAAAGGGCAAAAUCCAAAAUUGGAGAGGUUGGGUACAACGUGAUCUUUAAGAACUGUGAACACUUUGCCACAGGGUGCCGGUACGACAAAAAAAAAGUGAUCAGGCUGAUCGUCUGCUUGGUGGCGGCCUAGCUGUCACGUUGACCACAGUGUGGAAGGGGUUGUUUGCAGCAAUUGGUUUCCGGGCUUUGAAGUCGUAAAAAGAAGGACAAAGAGAAAGAAUCAGAGCACUGAUAUGUCUAAUGUACACCGUGGCGAUCUUAUGAGUGAAACAGGAUAUAUUGACAAAACUGUAGAUUCCUGUGGCGAGAGCUCACAAGUGGGUAGCGACGUACACGUGAACUGGGCUUGAAACAAGAACGAUAACUCUUAUUCUACCCGCAUCUUAUAGUCCUAACAUGUAGGCGCUUCAGCAGCUUCGAAAUGUUUACAAAAACUUCGUGUGACGAGUGUAAUAUUCAAACGCAUUAUCACUGAAUAGUGUUGAGUGCGGCGUCAAACAACAGGGAAACUUUAAUUUAAAAUUCGUUGAAAUGCAUUGCGUUUAGAAAACAAAGGAUCACUUACAAUAUUUACAACUAAUGUAAGAAAUGUAACCCUAGUGUUAGCCAUAGUAUUUUACCUCGCUUCAAGUGAAGAGACUUGGUCGUAGUUUAUUGCACAAUGGUCAUUUGCAUAUACGAGAAACUAUGUCAGAUAAAGGUUAUAGUAAUUUCUGAAACCAAUAUUGUUACAUUAAAUAUCUGGCUUGCUUGUUUAUGAUGAUCACAAUGAUGACAAACUUAUCACAGUUCGAACCAUCGAUAGAUGUUGGUUUUUGUACGGACUGUUCGGGGCAUAUGAGUAUGUUAUUUACUUCUUAUCGACCUUAGUACUGUGUUCAGUAUACAUUCCAUUUCAUGGCCGUAGUGCCGCAGUUUCCACGUGACGUCAUAUAUUCUCUGAUGAUUUAAUUUCAACACAUAUUCAUUUUUUCAACCGUUUCUGGUGUCCCCCGCCGUGAUAUUGCUGGAAUAUUGCUAAAAGCGGCGUAAAACCAUACUCACUCACUCAUUUCUUCAAGGCCAAUCUAUUUUUUAAAAGGUACACUCGCAGCCAACUCAAAGUUGGCCAAUGGAAAUUAUAAUGAUAAUAACGAGUAUGUCUCUUACGAUAUACUUUUGAACCACACAUCGAUCUCAUUGAAAGUCAUUUUAAUUGAUACCAUACUCACUGCUUGAAGAUCUGUCACACCUCCAUAGUGUGUCGCGUCAAUGACUGAGUGAACCAUAUUUCUUAACCACUUGCUUCUGAAAUUUCGAUUUUACCAAUACAAAUCACAUACAGGACACGAACGUUUCUUCUAUUGAACUCCUGUCUAGGUGUAGAGGGCAUGGCGCUCAGGGAAAAGUACAUGAAAUAUCCACGUGCACAACAAUGUGAAGGUGAUAGCUGUCACAUAUGUUAAUAAUAUCACUGUAUUUUUCUGAAACUUAAGUGGGCUUGUCGUUUGCGUAUAUAUAUAUAUAUAUAUAUAUAUAAACUUAUACUUAUAAACCAUUGGAUCUCUAUUUUUAUUCCUUGUAUGAAUGUAUGUAAUAAAUAGGUUUGCAGUUUGUAUGCGUUAUAUGUGUUCAUGUACUACAAAACCAGUCAUUUUGAGGAGAGAUCAUUAGGUCCUCAUGACGACAUUAUCUAUUUUACGCAACGGAAAGACAGAGUGUACAAGCAGAGUUAAUAUGGAGGAGGCGACCACCUCUCACAACAAAUUACAAGUUAUGUAAAUGAAUGACAAGAAGACGGGGCAGUGUGUAAGAAUCAGUAUAUAUUUCGGCCAAUGCAUUGCAGUACACACCCGUGAAGAUC